AUUUGUAAAUAUGGCUCGUUUGGCAGAUGUCACCUGGAAGUUUUUGGAAUUCAAACCCAGACUGAAACGUUCAGGUUUGACUUAUUCACGUGCAUGGCUGUUUGUCACUGGUUAACAUAAGUACUGCAUGUCUGCUGUAGACCCUUUUAGAUGAAAGCCGGUCAAUCAUAAACUAUACCAAUUGAAAAUGUCACGCUUCGGAGAUGAAAGCCCAAGUUCUGGUCCUAACCAGGCGAGAUAUGGCUCUGUAUAUGAACCGUUGAAGAGCAUCAACCUUCUUAGACAAGAUGGUGAGACGCUGUGGGAUAAACUGGACAAGUACUAUAGUGCCAUUAAAUCAACUGUGCUGAACUACCAAAGCCCUACUACUGGCCUGUUCCCCAUCAAGACCUUUGCUGAGUGCAAUGAAGCUAAAGUCCGGGAUAACUUGUACUGCGCUGCAAGCUCUUGGGCCCUAGCCCUCGCAUACAGGCGCAUUGAUGAUGACAAGGGAAGGACUCAUGAGCUGGAGCAUUGCGCUAUAAAAUGUAUGAGAGGGAUCCUGUAUUGCUACAUGCGCCAGGCUGAUAAGGUAGAGCAGUUUAAGCAAGAUCCCAGUCCUUCAAAAUGCCUUCAUUCAGUAUUCAACAUACACACAGGAGAUGAAGUUUUGACCUAUGACAUAUACUGUCAUCUUCAGAUUGAUUCAUUGUCUCUCUUCCUGCUGUAUCUUGUGGAGAUGAUCUCUUCUGGAUUACAGAUUAUCUACAAUACAGAUGAGGUUGCGUUCAUUCAGAAUCUUGUGUUCUGUGUGGAAAGAGCUUACCGUGUACCUGACUUUGGGAUGUGGGAGAGAGGCAGUAAAUACAACAACGGAAGCACUGAACUUCAUUCAAGCUCUGUUGGCCUUGCAAAAGCAGCUCUAGAAGCAAUCAAUGGAUUCAACUUGUUUGGAAAUCAGGGCUGCUCGUGGUCUGUCAUUUUUGUUGAUAUCGAUGCUCAUAACAGAAACAGACAGACACUGUGUUCACUACUCCCAAGAGAGUCAAGAUCCCAUAACACUGAUGCUGCUCUGUUACCGUGUAUCAGUUACCCUGCGUUUGCUGUGGACGACGACGCCUUAUAUAAUCAAACCCUGGACAAAAUAGUGCGCAAGCUGAAAGGGAAGUACGGAUUCAAGCGGUUCCUCAGAGAUGGGUACAGAACUGCUCGGGAGGACAAAAACAGGCUGUUCUACAAACCUGCAGAAAUUAAGCUCUUUGAUGGAAUUGAGUGUGAGUUUCCAUUGUUUUACAUCUUCAUGAUAAUUGAUGGUGUUUUCAGAGGAAAUUCUGAACAAGUAAAGGAAUAUCAAAUACUAUUGGAACCAGUGCUUUUUCAAUCAUAUGAAGGCCAUGCUGUUGUACCAAAGUAUUACUACGUGCCGGCGGACUUUGCUGAGGCAGAGCAGAAGAACCACGGGAGCCAGAAGCGAUUUUCCAGCAACAGUGGCCGUGAUGGAAAGCUCUUUCUAUGGGGACAGUCCCUGUACAUCAUAGCUAAAUUGCUGGUUGAUGGUCUGAUAAGCCCCAGAGACAUCGAUCCUGUACGGCGCUAUGUCCCACCGGAGGACCAGCGGAAUGUCAGCAUGAGGUACUCCAAUCAGGGACCUCUUGAAAACGAUGUGGUGAUUCACGUGGCCCUGAUUGCAGAGAGCCAGCGACUGCAAGUUUUCCUGAACACCUAUGGUAUACAGACCCAAACCCCUCAGCAGGUAGAACCUAUACAAAUAUGGCCACAGCAGGAGCUUGUCAAGGCUUAUCGUCACCUGGCAGCAAACCAGAAGCUGGGAUUGUCCGGACGACCAGAGAGACCUGUUGGGUGUAUUGGGACAUCUAAGAUCUAUCGAAUCCUAGGAAAGACUGUGGUUUGCUACCCAAUCGUCUUUGAUUUAAGUGACUUCUACAUGUCCCAGGAUGUCAUGUUGCUGAUUGACGAUAUCAAGAAUGCAUUGCAGUUUAUCAAGCAGUAUUGGAAAAUGCAUGGGCGCCCUCUGUUCCUUGUGCUUAUUCGAGAAGACAAUAUAAGGGGCAGUCGAUUCAAUCCAGUCUUGGACAUGCUGGCUUCUUUCAAGCAAGGAAAUGUGGGGGGAGUCAAGGUUCAUGUGGACAGGCUGCAGACUUUGAUAUCUGGAGCAGUGGUGGAGCAGUUAGACUUUCUACGAGUUCACGAAUCAGAAGAACUACCACAGUUUAAGAGUUUUGAAGAGCUGGAACUACCCAAGCACUCAAAGGUAAAGCGACAGACCAGCACCCCCAAUGCAUCUGACCUGGAGCAGCAGCCUGAGAUCAAUAUCAAUGACUGGAAGCAAACAUCCACGUUUGAGAUCCUUCAAAAACUUGAUGACUGCAGCUGCCUCGCAAGCCAAGCUCUCCUUGCCAAUUUACUAUUGAAAAGGGAAGGCCCUGAUUUCUAUACUAAAGAAGGCACUGUCAUGGAUCUGCUGGAGAGAAUUUACAGAAGAGCUGGAACCAGAAAACUUUGGUCUGUUGUACGACUAGCUGCCAGUCUGUUAGGUAAACUAGUGGACAGCCUUGCACCGUCUAUUACUAAUGUUUUAGUGCAGGGUAAGCAGGUUACUUUAGGUGUUUUCAGUCAUGAAGAGGAGGUGAUUUGUAAUCCUCUGUCUCCUGGAGUCAUCAAGGACAUUAUCUAUAGCAAGUGUAACCCCUACUGUGAGCGAGAAGCGGUUGUUCAGCAAGAGCUUGUCAUUCACAUCGGCUGGAUCAUCUCCAACUCCCCGGAACUCUUCAGUGGCAUGUUGAAAAUACGAGUUGGAUGGAUCAUCCAUGCCAUGAAACAUGAACUGAAAAUCCGUGCAGGAGACAUGCCAGCCCAGGACUUAUACCAGCUGUCACCUAGUGAAAUCAAACAGCUUCUCCUGGAUGUUCUGCAGCCUCAGCAUCAAGGAAGGUGCUGGUUGAAUAGGCGGCAAAUUGAUGGCUCCCUCAACCGAACUCCUCUGGGAUUCUAUGACAGACUGUGGCAGAUUUUGGAGAGGACUCCAAAUGGCAUUAUGGUUGCUGGCACACAUCUUCCACAGCAACCCACUUUGUCAGACAUGACCAUGUAUGAGAUGAACUUUUCUCUGCUGGUGGAAGAUAUGCUGAAGAAUAUUGUUCAGCCAGAGUACAGACAAAUUAUUGUUGAGCUGUUGAUGGUUGUGUCCAUUGUCCUGGAAAGGAACCCUGAGUUGGAAUUUCAGGACAAAGUGGAUUUGGAUAAACUAGUGAAGGAGGCUUUUAAUGAUUUCCAGAGAGACAGAAGCAAGCUGGAGGGAAUGGAAAAAAAGGACGAAAUGACCGCUUUUUACAACACCCCUCCACUGGGCAAAAGAGGAACUUCAAGCUACUUGACCAAGUCUGUGAUGAUCGCUUUACUGGAGGGGGAAGUGAAGCCCAGCAACGAUGACCCCUGCACAGUCAGCUGAACUUGAGCCGAUGAAUGGUGCAAAGUGUGUGAGAUAGUUUGAGUUAAAUUGCAAUAUUGAGUAUGCUGUAUUUUGCAUUAUUGCAUGAAUAGAACUUUUGAAUAUUUUCAACCACCAGUGUGCAAAAUUAUUUUCAAAAGGAAGUGCAACCUUGAGCACAUGUUUAAUGGUUAAAGAGCAUAUAUAAUCUCUUUUAAAAUAUACAACAUGGUAUCAGUAAAUGUGUUCUGUUGAGAGCAUGUGCAUGCACCUUUCACUAUGUUUUGUGGAUUCUGAUGUUUUUCUGUAAGCAGGGUAGCCAAAUAAAUUCCUUACAAAAUCUU
This is a messenger RNA of Acipenser ruthenus (sterlet), 3771 nucleotides long. RefSeq names its product phosphorylase b kinase regulatory subunit beta-like. Gene Ontology annotation, molecular function: calmodulin binding. Gene Ontology annotation, cellular component: phosphorylase kinase complex. Lineage: Eukaryota; Metazoa; Chordata; Actinopteri; Acipenseriformes; Acipenseridae. The transcript has 32 exons. The coding region runs from base 188 to 3448 and encodes 1086 amino acids. The record is from RefSeq and is a predicted model, not a curated record. Gene Ontology annotation, biological process: glycogen metabolic process.